This is a messenger RNA of Protopterus annectens (West African lungfish), 6423 nucleotides long. RefSeq names its product lactase (gene LCT). Gene Ontology annotation, biological process: carbohydrate metabolic process. The record is from RefSeq and is a predicted model, not a curated record. Lineage: Eukaryota; Metazoa; Chordata; Ceratodontiformes; Protopteridae. Bases 1 to 6423 code for a protein of 2140 amino acids. The transcript has 20 exons. Gene Ontology annotation, molecular function: lactase activity.
AUGGAGCUAGCCUACAGAAUAGCCUGUCUUUUGCUCCUUCUUACUCACUGCCUAACAACAGACUGGCAGUUUGCUUAUGAUUUUAUGCUGACUGCUGGACCUUUAACAGAUGAUUUUGCAGCAAGUGAAAAUGGAGAUACAGAACAGAAUUACAUUGCUUUAGUUCAUGCACUAGAAGAAGAUGCCUGUCUUGAGUCUUUCCCAAAUUACCUUAAAGAAUAUUUCUUAAACCUUCAUGCAGUAGGUGUUACCCAUUACAAGAUCGUUCUGUCAUGGGCAAAAAUUUUACCUAACGGUGAUUUUACAAAACCAAACCAGAAGACUGUGACAUGCUACCACAAUCUCCUUGAUAAUAUUUUGUCUGCAGAACUGAAACCUGUGAUGGUGCUACACAACAAAGGCUUACCACAGAUCCUGACUGAACAGUAUGGAGGUUGGGAGAACUCUUUGUUUUCUGGCCUCUUCACAGAAUAUGCAGAAUUUGUCUUUGAGGCAUUUGGUAAGAAGGUUGAUACAUGGGUUACCUUUAGUGACCCCAUUGCAGCAGUAUCUGAAGUGCAACACCAGGAGAGUAAAAACAAUGACUUAACAGCCUUCAGAACGCUAAGCAUUGCUCAUGAAAAAACGUAUGAAUUAUUCCAUGAAAGGUUUUCCUCAAAUGGUGGGAAAUUAUCUAUCACACUCAGAAGAAGUGAUAUUGCCGGAGAAGAUGUUGCAUCUCAGUUACUCCAAGACAUUAUUACCAAGGGACUGGCAGAUUUUCUUGCUGUAAACGUGGACUAUGACUGCAAAACUGCAAUUCACCUGAAUGCUGUUGAACAACUGCAGAUCAGAAACUGGAACCUGAAAGUUUUUAUCUUCAGAUUAAGACUUCAUGGAUGCCUUUUGAUAGAGGAAAAUGAAUACAAAACACUUUUUAAUUUAAUUGAAGCCAUAAAUAAAGACAAUGUACUGACAAUAGGCUGUGAUUUCAGUCAGAUUCUGGACAUGUUACCUGCUGACAAGAAAGUAAACAAAAACAGUCUCCUCUUUCAGUCACACCAACUAAAAACACAAAACCCUAAUGAUAAGCAAGAACGACAGAGACUCCAUGGUGCACAAUUUUCAUCUUAUCAAACAGUUUGGGAUAAAUUUUCUAACCAAACAGACUUAGAGAGAGACACCUUCCUAUCUGACAGUUUUCCUGAAGAUUUUCUCUGGGGAGUAGCCUCCGCUUCAUUUAAAACUGAAGGAGGAUGGGAAGAACAUGGAAAGGGAGAAAGCAUCUGGGAUAAAUUUGGCCAUGAGAACCAGGUCUAUAAUAACCAGACUGCCGAUGUUGCUUGUGACAGCUACAAUAAAAUAGAUUAUGAUGCCUACCUCUUGAGAGGAUUACAGACUAAAAUAUAUAAGUUCUCACUAUCAUGGCCAAGACUGUUCCCCACUGGUUACAGAAACAGUCUGAAUAAGCAUGGAGUUGAUUAUUACAAUAAGCUUAUAAGCAAUGUAUUAGCAUCUGGUGUACAACCAAUGGUGACCUUGUAUCACUGGGACCUUCCACAAGCUCUUCAAGAAACUGGUGGAUGGCAGAAUGAGAAAAUUGUGGAUGCUUUUGCAGAUUAUGCGGACUUCUGUUUUUCUACAUUUGGAGACCGUGUGAAGUUUUGGAUCACCUUCCAUGAGCCUUGGGUGGUCAGCUAUGCAGGUUAUGGUACUGGCGAGCAUCCUCCUGGUAUCACAAAGCCAGGAGUUGCAUCAUUUCAGGUGGCACACCUAAUUCUCAAGUCCCAUGCCAAGACCUGGCAUGUCUACAAUGACAAGUACCGCCGUCAGCAGCAAGGACAGGUUGGAAUAGUCCUAAAUUCAGACUGGGCUGAACCAGUGUCUCCUAACAAUCCUGAGGAUGUGAAAGCAGCUGAGCGUUAUAUGCAGUUUAUGCUGGGCUGGUUUGCACACCCCAUUUUCAUUAAUGGAGAUUAUCCAGAGAUCUUGAAAACACAAAUUAAGAAGAAAAACCAGGAGUGCGGUAUCACAGUUGCUGAACUUCCAGAAUUCACAGAAGAAGAAAAGGGGAAGAUAAAAAAGACAGCAGACUUCUUUGCUCUCAGUCAUUAUACAUCCCGUCUCAUUAGUGCCCCAGCGAAUCAGUCAUGCACUUCAGAUUAUGAUGCCAUUGGUGACUUCACUCAGAAUGUCAGUUCUUCCUGGUCUCCCACUGCUUCUCCAUGGAUUUAUAUUGUUCCUUGGGGACUAAGGAGGUUAUUAAACUUUGUGGCUGCAGAGUACACUGGGACUUCAGUUUAUAUAGCAGGGAAUGGCAUGCCAACAGAAUAUGAUGGUGAUGUCUACAAUGAUACUACACGGAUCAGCUAUUUUAAUGCCUAUAUUAAUGAAGCACUGAAAGCAAUUAAAGAAGACAGUGUCAACAUAAAGUCCUAUAUAGCUUGGUCACUUAUGGACUGUUUUGAAGGCCAACAUGGUUACACCCAAAGAUUCGGAAUGCACUAUGUUAACUUUGAAGAUAGCAAUAGACCAAGGACACCAAAACAGUCAGCAUAUUUCUAUUCUAAGAUUAUUAAAAACAAUGGCUUCAUUCAGAUCACCAAAAAUAGAUUAACUUUACCAAAGCCACAUACAUUAAGUCAACAAAAACUGCCCAAUCUGCCAGCAUCUGAUGUUCCUUCUAAAGCAAAGACUGUAUGGGAGAAAUUUUCUUUUCAGACUGAUUCUGAACGAGAUGAGUACCUUUAUGAUACAUUCCAGGAGGAUUUUGUGUGGGGAGUGUCCACUUCAGCUUAUCAGAUUGAAGGAGGUUGGGAUGCAGAUGGUAAAGGGAAGAGUACAUGGGAUACCUUUACUCAUGUACCUGAUAAUAUCAAGAACAAUGACACGGGAGACAUUGCCUGUGACAGCUAUAACAGAAUAGAUGAAGACCUUUACAUGCUUAGAGCUUUGGGGGUAAAAAGUUAUCGCUUCUCAUUGUCUUGGUCUAGAAUUUUCCCUAAUGGGACAAUCACAUCACUAAAUUCCAAAGGGGUUGAUUAUUACAAUAAACUAAUUGAUGGCUUAAUUGCAAACAACAUUGCUCCACACGUGACUCUCUACCAUUUUGACCUGCCUGAAGAUCUGCAAAGUAUUGGUGGCUGGCAGAGUGACAAGUUGAUUAAACUGUUUGCUGAAUAUGCCGAUUUCUGUUUUCAAACAUUUGGGGACAGGGUGAAAUUUUGGAUGACUAUCAAUGAGCCAUUUGCAAUUGCAUGGGCAGAAUAUGGCUUAGGAUUGCAUCCACCAAACAUAAAAGAGCCAGGAAAAGCCCCAUACAUAGCAGCACAUACACUAAUAAAAGCUCAUGCUGAGGCCUAUCACAUUUAUGACAAAAAAUACAGGAGCAGCCAGGGAGGGGUUGUAUCUUUAAGCCUCAAUACUGAAUGGGCUGAGCCAAAAACUCCAUCUAACCCUAAUGAUGUAGCAGCAGCCGAUCGUUACCUUCAGUUUACGCUAGGGUGGUUUGCCCAUCCUAUUUUUAAAAAUGGAGACUAUCCAGAUGCUAUGAAAUGGCAGGUGGGAAAUAAAAGUGAACUUCAAGGUCUGUCUCAGUCAAGGCUUCCUAGUUUCACAGAGGAAGAAAAACUUCACAUUAGAGGCACUGCUGAUGUAUUCUGUUUUAACACCUAUUCAACAAAACUUGUGAAUUAUGCAAUCACCAGGUUAAACCCAGCCUCUUAUGAAUAUGACCGUGAUCUACUUGAAAGUCAGGACCAACUGUGGCCAAGUUCUGCCAUGGAAGGCAUGCGUCCAGUAGCCUGGGGCUUAAGGAGGCUGCUAAACUGGAUAAAAGUAGAAUAUGGCAAUCCGCCCAUCUAUAUCAAUGAAAAUGGUGUGCCGACUGAUUAUUCAUAUGAAAUGGAUGAUUAUUCAAGGUUUUUAUUUUACAAAACCCAUAUUGAUGAAGCUUUGAAAGCUGUCAAACUGGAUGGUGUUAUGCUGAAAGGCUACACACCCUGGUCACUGAUGGACUCCUUUGAAUGGACAUUAGGUUACAGUGUAACACUGGGACUUCAUCAUGUAGAUUUUAAAAAUCCCAACAGACCAAGGACUCCAAAACGUUCUGCACAUUAUUAUGCAGAAAUCAUCCAAACCAAUGGCUUCCCAUUACCAAAAGAAAAUGAGUUUAUCUACGGAGAGUUCCAGAAGGACUUCAUCUGGAGUGCAGCAACAGCAGCCUAUCAGAUUGAGGGUGCCUGGAGAGCUGAUGGAAAAGGACUUAGCAUCUGGGAUAAAUUUUCCCAUACUCCUUUGAAAAUUGGUAACCAUGACACUGGGGAUGUUACUUGUGACAGCUACCAUAAAAUUGAAGAUGAUGUAGCCAUUCUGAAAGGCUUGUCAGUCAGCCACUACCGUUUCUCUAUCUCGUGGCCACGGGUUCUACCUGAUGGGACCACUCGUUAUGUCAAUGAAGCUGGAUUGGAUUAUUAUGUCAGACUGAUUGAUGCCCUUCUUGCUGCCAACAUUAAGCCUCAGGUUACUUUGUACCACUGGGACUUACCUCAGGCACUGCAGGAUGUUGGAGGCUGGGAAAAUGAGACCAUAGUUGAGAGAUUUAAAGAAUAUGCUAAUUUGAUGUUUACUAGACUGGGUGACAAGGUGAAAUUCUGGAUAACUAUUAAUGAACCAUAUAAUGUGGCCAAUAUUGGUCAUGGCUAUGGAACAGGCGCACCAGGAAUUUCCUCAAAACCAGGAACAUUACCAUACAUUGUUGCACAUCAUCUUAUAAAGGCACAUGCUGAAGUAUGGCAUCUGUAUAACAGCACAUACCGAAAAACCCAACAUGGUCUUAUAUCCAUCACAAUAAAUUCUGAGUGGGCCGAACCAAGAAACCCUUCCAAACAGGAAGACAUUAAUGCUGCUCACAGAUUUCUUCAGUUUUACUGUGGCUGGUUUGCACAUCCCAUUUUCAGAAAUGGAGAUUAUAAUGAAGUCAUGAAGAAAAGAGUUAAAGAAAGAAGUCUGGCUCAAGGGCUGUCUAAAUCUCGGCUUCCCGAAUUUACUGAAAGUGAAAAAGAGCGAAUAAAAGGUACUUACGAUUAUUUUGGAUUCAACUACUAUACUACAGCCAUGGUAUUUAAUCUUGACUACAGGCCAGUUGUCCAGUCCUAUGAUGCUGACAGGGGGAUUGGUUCUGUGUCUGACAGGACAUGGCUAAACUCUGGUUCUCCUUGGCUCAAGAUUACACCUUUUGGACUCAGAAGAAUUUUAAAAUGGAUUAAAGAAGAAUAUAACAAUCCUCCCAUUUACAUCACAGAGAAUGGAGUCUCAGAGCGGGGAGAGUCAAGUCUUAAUGACACUUGGAGAAUAUCUUUUUAUAACAGCUAUGUCAAUGAAGUCCUGAAAGCUUACAAACUGGAUGGUGUUGAUGUACGGGGUUACACAGCAUGGACUCUGAUGGACAAUUUUGAGUGGGCAGCAGGCUUUGCAGAACGGUUUGGUCUCUAUUAUGUUAAUUUCUCAGAUCCAUCUAGAACCAGAAUCCCUAAAGAAUCAGCAAAGUUUUAUUCAAGACUGGCGCGAUGCAAUGGCUUCCCUGAUCCUGCCUCUGGGCCACACCCAUGUUUAGAACCCGAGCCUGAAGUUACAUCUGCUCCGACCAGUGUUAAGCCAACUGAUGGCAAACCCAAAGAAGAGGACAAAGCCCACUUUUUAGGUUUACUGUUAUCCAGUAAGAAUUCUGAAGUUGCCCUAUACACACUGUUUUCUCUGUCACUGGUUGCCUUUCUGGGCCUUAUUUUUGCCUCAUGGAGGAUUGUGAAAGCAAAGAAGAAGGCACACGUCCACUCCUACGAAUCUGACAUUUUGAGUCACUUUCUGCUGCCCAGCUUCAAGUAUAAGGUGAGCAGUGGUUAUAAGCAAAUCUUAAAGUCUGCAGAUAAUUAUUUCAGAACUGCUAUGCCAGAACAGAAAGCAUUGGUACAUGAGGUAUCAGAGGAUGCAAGAACCAAAUCUAACAACUAUGUUCUUUAUACAGAUACUGAUAGCGAUGGCUUCAGUGGCACUGAUUCAUUGUUGGAUACAGAACUGCAGACUCACAGUAGACCUGACUGCAGUGAUGAGGAGUACAAUGCAGAUGAUGACCUUCCUUUUUGGACAGGUAAGCCAAAUUAUGGCAUAAACAUUUGGAUCUUAGCAGUUGUUCACAAUGGGUACAUCUGUGACUUUAAAGGCUGCAAUGGCAAGUCGAAGGAAAAAAUGGAAAUUGGUCUGGUAUGGUACAUUUUGACUGACCCAGCCAGGAACUUAACAGGAAACAAUUGUGAUAUUUACUUUGAAAACGUAUUCAGGUUUGCCCCCCAGAGCAUCACCUGUUGCAUCAGAGCCUCUAAUUCUCUAGAACCUUAUGUGCUGAUAGGUCUGGAGGCGUCAGAUACUCAUCAAGUUCAUUAUGCAUAA